AGUCAGUGUUCUGCACUGCAGCUUGAAGCAAGCUCCUGUGACCCAACAUUGGAAUUUCUGAAGGGGGUGAUUUGUCCUGAGUUCUUUCAUGCUUACUUGAGCCCCAUUUUAAAAAGCCAGGGAAAAGCCUACUCCUGAGGCAAACCGUGCCAGAUCUUACACUGAGAUUAUGUUGGGAAAGGACUGUUGCUGUGUGACUUAAGUCUGGACUAAUUGUGAUUUGAUUGUUUGGUUGCUUCUUACUGCUGUAUUUCAGCUAUGCUGAGAGACUACAAAGGUGCAGUGAAACAUUCGUUGAAAUAAAACCUUCAUUCAGAACAUGAGAACGUAUUGGGACUAUGUUUGCAACUACAGGUUUUGCUAUUUGUUACAGGUACUUUAAUUGCAGCUUAAGAAACUUAUGAUACGAGCAUUCUUACUUUCUUGCAGAUUGUCUGCAUUUCUAGGCUGAGAGGUAAGGGACCCCUUUGAUUGACUCUCUCUCAUAUUUAUUUAUGUUGUAGUGAAGUGUAGCCAAAGGGGUCUCUCCUUGUCAUCUCCACAUUUUCUGCUCUUGAAAGCUGAUGUCUUUUUCACGUUAAAGGAGAAGGAGUAAUGUGCGGAUGUUCCUACAAGUAUUGAGAUGUUAUUCUUCGCAAUGUCCUUCCCCUUCUAAAUUUUUAUCUGAGGGAGAUGAAUGAGAAGCCUGAAGCAAAUAGGCUAGUGUCUGUUCAGGGCCGGAAGAGGAAGAGGCUGAGAAAUCUUUAGGGGAUGGCUAAAGCCACGGAUCCGUGUGAGGGAAAGAGUAAUAUGGGCCUAAAAAGAUCAUAGACAAAGUAACUAUGUUGUAUGCAAAUCUUAUGAUAUGCAAAUAUAUCAAUGGGUAGCACGAGCAGAUGGAAACUUUGAACUGUAAAGGACCGGGGUCACAUUUUGCAAAUGGAGCUAUUGGUGCAGGGAAAUGUUGGAGAAUGGACUGUUUACAGGUAAGCACCAAAUCAUCGUGCCUUUGUGCUGUUUUAGGACUAGAAGUUGUGUUAGCUACAUCAGAACACUGCAGAAAUCCCUCAAUGGCCACCUAACAUUCACCUGAUGCUACAUCUAAGUCAAUAAGCCUUGCUAAAGUGGCUUUGGACUUGAGCUGUUUUUCUUUGUGAUAUUGCUCAGUACUGCAGAUCUGUACCAGGUUGUUCAGCGCUAGUGAAAUUCCAGCUUGCAGACUGCUUCAAUGCUCGUGUAUUUUGCACUUGAAGACAUGAGAGCUAGUGACUGUUAGCCACAUCGCCAGCAUAGCCCCAAGGAAAAAGGAUUAUGAUUGCCCUGCCUUUGACUUCAAAUUUUUGAAAAUGAAAGAAUAAAAGUGCAGCGGAAGUUAACACAAAGUAGUACAGUGAUGUUCCUCAACAUCAAAGAAAAAUACCAUCUGUUUGAGCCACAUUUCAAGGGAUAUUUUUACAAGCACCUCGGGGUAUUCCCAGAAAACAGCAGGGAGCAAUUAUUUCUGUUAGAUUUUAAUGUUUUGCUCAUCUAUCUGACAGUGUAAGCCGCUGUGUAGAUUGUAGCAUUCAGAUAACUUCAUUUAUUACAAGCUAUUUUCCAUAAAACAGUUGAUUUAAAAAAAAAAAAAAGGUGGGGGGGGGUAGUUUUGCAUGUUAGAUUUUUCCUUUGUGAAAUAAUUAAAAGCACACAGUUUUUCUAACUCUUCACCCAUGCUGCCCUAUUAGUAGGAUUUUUGUCAUGGACAGGUUUGAUCUUGCAGCCUAAGCAUGACAGGCCAAAUAAUUAGGAAAAUGCAACAAAUGACUUCAUACAGAUACUGUGAUAUGUUAGGGAGGGCAUUACGAUAAGCAUGUGAAUCCCUGUUUUGCAAGCUGUGCUUAUAGCUUGCACAGUGAUUUAAAAUGCCCAUUCAGUGGGGUUAGGUUCCUGUCUUUGUGAAGCUGUAAGGGUUCUCCGGGGAGCAAUCAGCUUUGAAUGACCCAUCUGGGACCAAUGUGAUGACUGACACUGAUGAAGACUUAUGUUACAUGAAGCUGGAGCCAGCUCUUCCAAGGUACUCUAGAUGAUGGAUGCCCACAGAAAACAACCAUUGAAUUAAUGCAACUAUAAGUUAAAAUUUGUAAAUUAAAUAUGAAAAACCACCCCUCAUUUUUUCUCAUUACAUGCAGUGGUUUUGUGUCCUUUGAGAAGUCUGCUCUCUGCUGAGAGACCAAUUAUACUUGGUUUGAUGCCAGUAUUGGAAGGAAGGUGUUUUAGAAGAUUACUCUUAUUCGGGAGAAAAUUUUAACACUUGGGGGGCUGAAAUGCUUCUACUGGGUUUUUAUUUUAUUGGCUAUCUAGCACAAGAGGGUUCAACACACUGUGCUGCAAAGUAUCAAGAAAUGUUUGAAGAGAUAUUCCACACGGCAGGGGGACUUCACCUACUAAGAAGUGAGCAAUACUCAGUCUACACCCACUAGCUUUAUCUUUUCUUUCUGUUUUGUCUUGCUUUUUGUUUUUAUCUUUGGUGGCAGAUAUUACUGUGACCCACAGAAAUAAUUUCCAGCUUGGAUACUGUAGGGUGUAAAACUGGCUGGGCCAUGUGUAUCCCUAGCCAAAAACCUGCCACAGAAGACCGUGAAGUUACAUCAGAGGCAACAGUGACCUGCAAGACUUUGUUUUUGUAACCAUGCCAUCCUCACCAGGGUUACUGACUCCCAGAGGGCUCUCAUGCAAGUGGGGAUUUCUCCUUCCCUCACAGAGCUUCCCUUUUCUGUGCUUUGUAUGAGUGCUCUGGUGUUUCAAGGUAUGCUGCUGUCUUUGUGAGGGGAUCAGAACUUCCCUAGAAUGAGAUGGAUCCCAAGAGAGAGACACCCAAGAAAAACAACACAGAGCAUCUAAUUGCUGAUAGGCGGGAAGGAAUUGGUGUCUGUGGCUGGAUCCUGGUUUCAAUUUCUUUCCUGUUGGUGGUUAUUACCUUUCCUUUUUCCAUCUGGGCAUGUAUCAAGGUUGUCAGAGAAUAUGAACGUGCUGUUGUAUUUCGGCUGGGACGUAUACUGCCUAAGAAAUCAAAGGGACCAGGUUUGAUCCUCAUACUUCCAUGUACAGAUACGUUUAUCAGGGUUGAUCUUCGAACUGUUACUUGUACCAUUCCUCCACAAGAGAUUCUGACAAAAGAUGCUGUUACCACCCAAGUGGAUGGGGUGGUGUACUACAGGAUCCACAGUGCGGUCAGCGCCGUUGCCAAUGUCACCGAUGUCCAUGCAGCCACCUUUCUCCUGGCACAGACGACCCUCAGAAAUGUGCUGGGUACAAAGAGCUUGGCUCAGCUCCUGGCUGGUCGAGAAGAGAUUGCUCAUGGUAUCCAGGAUAUCCUCGACAGUGCCACGGAGCAGUGGGGAAUCAAAGUGGCUCGUGUGGAGAUCAAAGACAUCAGGAUUCCCGUGGCCAUGCAGAGGACGAUGGCAGCUGAAGCAGAAGCUGCACAAGAGGCAAGAGCUAAGGUGAGAUCCAUAGAUGUCUACUCACAGGCUACAACGUCCCACACCUUUGUCCUGGGCGUCCAAGUGCAUCUUUUUCUCCUCAUUGUAAAAGUGGCUUUUCCCCACUACUGUCAGUGUUGCAAUGCCAUUUCCAUUUCUCUUAUGUUGCAGGUUGUGGCAGCAGAGGGAGAGAGGAAUGCUUCUAAAGCCCUCAAGCAGGCCUCCAUGGUGCUGGCCGACUCCACAGCAGGUCUUCAGCUGCGCUACCUGCAAACUUUAACAACUUUGGCAGCAGAGAACAAUUCCACCAUCGUCUUCCCUCUCCCUGUUAAUAUGUUUGAAAAUUUGGGACAGAAAAAUAGAGGGGGAUAGAGACUGUUCUUUGCUAGCUGCUUGGGCUGAGAGAUUUAAAGGGUUUCUCAGCAAGCAAAGGGUUCCAGAUUACCAAAGCUAGAGUAGAAAUAGUUUAAUAACCACACAUAGUUCCCACACUAGGAGACUGCCUUUGAGCACUGAAGGUUGCAAAAUUUAGGCACCAAGCAGUUUCAUCUUAGAUUCAUCUCCAGGUGAAAUGGAAGAAAAUAUGUAAAAUUCGUGUGAGACCUAAUAAGAAAUUUUAAUGAUGCUUUCACCACGUAUUGCAAGUGCUUGGGCAUAGCAAUUAGUUGGUGAUCUGUCUGCUAAUUAAGAACCUAUGGGCUCCUGAUGAGGUUACAAACCUGCUCCACACAGCAGAAGGGUCAGAUACUGGUGUAUAACUCAAGUCCUGUGGAGUGGAAAGAAGGAUUUGGUCCCAACCUUAGUAUUCUUAGUAUUCUUUCAUAACUGUCAACAGAAUUACUGGAUCAUUGGUAUAUCAGUGGAACAGCCUAUUCUUUAUCUUCUGUGACUAAAAAUUAGCAGUUGCUUUACUGACCUAAACGGGAUUUUGCUGUAUCACUGACAUUUGUCUAAGCUUUGUAAUGGGAAGAGAAUAUAUGUCCACAUAUUGCAGUCACAUUUCCUAAAUUUGAAGGCUGAUGCAAACCUCAGGGAAAACAAAUUAUCCUAUGUUAAUGUAAGUGUCUCUCUUUCACCCAUAAGAGGUUUCUUAUUCUGCCUUGCAGAUAUCAUAAAGUGGUAGCACAGAUUUUCAUAAAAUGAGCCUUCCCCACCCUCCACCCAUGCAAUUCCUUGCAGCUGAGUGGGGACAUGGCUGAUAUCUGAGUUCAGCUAUACUAGCUGAGUUUACAGCCUCCAAAAGCAGCUGGGCUGUGAUUCUGUGGGCUGUUCACAUUGCUGCCACCCAGUGAUGGGCUGUCUGCACGUGAAUCUGAAGUCUCUUGUGGUAUAGCUACUUUGGUAGAUGCUGCUGUGUAGUGUCUCUUCCACACAAGGCUCACUGCUGCCCCUCUAUAUGGUAAGGUCAUUUGACUCCAAAUUCAUGAGAACAGCAUGGAUUUUCUAAUUCUGUUGUUGAUACAGGCCCAUCUCAUUUUGGCUGCAAGGCAGCACAAGCAGUCCAGAUGACAAGUUUUUGCACUCAGUAACUGCUGGCACAAAGGCAGUGGUGUGAGCAUCUGAGGAUGGUGACCUGCUCAGCAAACACAGCUUUUCAUUGCAGCUCUCUUCCCUGCUUCAGACACGACUGCCAAAUGGCAUUUUUGUUGGCAAAGAUGUAAAACCUGCAUUCACAAAUCAUUCUUCCUAACAUUUGGCAGAGAGGCUCCUAUCCUAAGAAAAGAGAUGUUUUGAAUUUGGGUGUUAUUUUUCAUUCUCAAUUUAGUUUGUCUUUUGUGGAAACCUUUAUAACUAUGGCAGAAGAAUUCCCCUGCCUCUCCCAGACAACUGUUUCAUCUCCACUACAGAGCUGCUUUGCAUAGCCACAGAAGCACCAGUGUGUUACAGAAAUGCACCCACAGAUUGCAUCAUUACUUUAAAGCAAUGCAAAUUAAUUAAACUGUAGAAAGGAAAAGCUUGAAAGACAUGUGACUACAGACUGCAAUUAGAAAAUAACUCUGUGCCCUUGGUGAGCUACUCACUAGUCCAUGCAGGACUCCAGGGUCAGGCACAGGGCACAUCCAGCCCAGUCAUCCGUCCCUGAUGCUGAGCCGGUUCCUGCUUCAGAAGUGUGUAUGGGAAUCCUGCUGUGUGUACAAGUGGGGUCAUUUGUUCACCCACAUGUGGUCCUACAAUUAAUAUCAGAAAUGAACUGAUGUGCUGAAGUGUGAGUACUAGUAUCCCUUUUCUUUCAUCAUAUCACAGGCUGUGCUUGGUAAACCCAUGAAUGCACAGUUUUCUUUUUGACCCAUGAAAUUUUUUUGGCCUCUUUAUCAUCCAGUGACAACAUUUAGGGAAAUUAAUCAUCUUUGCAAGCACAGUUGUCUGCUUAAAAAAAAAAAAAAAAAAA
Anas platyrhynchos (mallard) is the source of this 5829-nucleotide messenger RNA. The record is from RefSeq and is a predicted model, not a curated record. NCBI's taxonomy places the organism in Eukaryota, Metazoa, Chordata, Aves, Anseriformes, Anatidae.